CACACUAAUCUCAUCUGGGCAUCCUAGAACCAUCUGCCACAUCAGUUUUUUCGAAACUUUUAUUUUGUUUGGUAAAUAAACAAUGUCAAAGCAAAUUAAGAGUGAAUUCUGAUAAGCACUAUCGAAAGCAGCUGUGUUUUGCUGCCCCAGUCUUCGUGUAGAGGACGUCCGCUGCUAACCCUUCCGCCACAGCAUCCGAUCCGCCGCCAAACCCAUCUCGAGAGCAGUGGAACGAAUGUGAAGAUACAAAGGCAGCUUGUAGGACGCCGGCAGCGAGUGAUGGUAAAAGAAGAUACGCAGAUUGGAACGACGACGUGUCACUGAGAAGCGAACGAACUAAUAGCGCAAGUUAAAAUGGAUCAGCCCGGUGAAAAUGUGGCCGGCAACAUGCAGCCGCCUCAGCAGUCGGGCUCACCCAGGUUCUCGUUAGACAUGCAGGGCAUGGGCAAUCUGCCCUCGCCGUUGCAAAUGAUCCAGAUGGUGCGCAACUCACUGCGUCCAUGGAUGGUCUUCUUUAACAUCAACAACUUUAAGUCCGCCGUCAGCAUGCAGAGACUAAACAACCGCGUCGUGCGCAACCUCUCCUACUUUCAGGCCAACUAUGUCUUCAUCUUUUUCGUUUUGAUGAUCUACUGUCUCAUCACUGCGCCUCUCAUUCUGUUGGUCAUGGGGGCCGCCGCUUUGGGCUGCCAUAAGUUGCGCACGCGCAACGCCACACUUUCCAUAGGCGGCUACCAACUAACGCCCAACCAGCAGAUAAUAGUCCUUAAUCUGGCCGCUGCGCCCAUUCUGUUUAUGGUGGGCGCCGGGGCCGCUCUAUUUUGGACGCUGGGCGCCUCCUGCUUCGUGGUUGCCUUGCACUCCAUCUUCUACAACAUCGAUGCUAUUGUGACGGAAGAGAACGACGGAUUCCUCGCCCAGGUUGUCUGACCGCCAGCCAGAAUAUAAACUUGCGGUAUUCUGGGAUCUGUGCGGAUAACCGCCGGCGGGGACUGAAGGGACAGAGAUAUUCGCCACCAUGGGGCCUUAUUAGUCGUUACUGACAGUAUGCAAUACGCUAAAUACACACAUAUUUAUAUAACGAAUUCUAGUUUAGUUUUAGCUGCAGACAUUGAAUAAAUACCAAACGAUGACAUUUCA
This is a messenger RNA of Drosophila serrata, 1140 nucleotides long. Its product is annotated as prenylated Rab acceptor protein 1. Gene Ontology annotation, cellular component: Golgi apparatus. Lineage: Eukaryota; Metazoa; Arthropoda; Insecta; Diptera; Drosophilidae. The record is from RefSeq and is a predicted model, not a curated record.